GUGGCUACGGUCUCGACUCCCUAUAUUUCAUGACCCGACGGAGGGCAUUUUCAGUAUUCUACAUACUCGCUGAAACCCAACCCAUCUCCCCCAAGACACCCCGGAGCUCAUUUCGGAGAAAUGGAGAGAGGGUUACUGUGACUGAUUGCAUCCCCUCUCUCUUUCUCUCUCUUCCUUCUUCUUCCUCCUCUUCUCUCCUUCUCUAUAUCCCCUCUUCUCUGCAAAUCCCCAAUCUUUGACGAUCCAAUCGAUCGAUCUCUCGCAGGAAUACACUUAGUUGGCCAUCGUUAGCGGGAUCUCAUUUUCUGAAUUUCUGCCUGUUCUUCGAUUCCAGUGACAGAUCCAGUGUCUUACUUUGCUAUAGGGUCAAGUAAUACGCGUUAUGGAUUCGUGGAGAGGCCAUAGAACUGGUUUAUCUGGCUUCGUUUUCCUACUCCUCGUUUCCACUGUUCUGUUGGGAUUCUCACCCGUUUCUGCUCAGGAAGUUGAGUCUGAGGCGGGAACUCGCCAGGACCUCUCCAACGGAUCUGGUAAAGCACUGAGCCGCCGUAGCAAAAUUUUUGUAGACCACCAGAUCGGCGAUCAGAAUGACCCUCAGUUACUUGAUCUCACUCAAAUCCCGGAAUCUUCUGGUCUUGGGAUUUUCGAUGCUUUCUUUGCAAGUUUGUCAAUGAUCAUUGUCAGUGAGAUUGGAGAUGAGACAUUUAUAAUAGCGGCACUUAUGGCAAUGCGACACCCCAAAUCAAUUGUUCUAUCAGGUGCUCUCAGUGCACUAUAUGUGAUGACAGUGCUUUCCACUGGGCUUGGGAGAAUCGUGCCAAAUCUGAUAUCAAGGAAGCAUACCAACAGUGCAGCAACAGUUCUAUAUGCAUUUUUUGGGAUGCGGCUUCUUUACAUUGCUUGGAGAUCUGUUGAUUCAAAGUCAUCACAGAAGAAGGAAAUAGAAGAAGUAGAGGAGAAACUCGAAGGAGGGCAAGGGAAAACAACUCUUCGCCGUUUCUUUUCAAGAUUUUGUACACCGAUCUUUUUGGAGUCGUUUAUUCUAACAUUUCUAGCAGAGUGGGGUGACCGUAGCCAGAUAGCAACAAUAGCUCUGGCGACCCACAAAAAUGCUGUUGGAGUUGCCGCAGGAGCCUCAUUAGGGCACACGUUGUGCACGUCAAUUGCGGUAGUUGGGGGAAGUAUGCUGGCAUCCAAGAUCUCACAACGCACAGUUGCUACUGUUGGGGGCCUACUGUUUCUUGGCUUUUCCCUGACUUCAUACUUCUAUCCUCCAUUAUAACAAUGAUUUUGUAUAUUAAGUUUAUUCAUUUUAUAGCAGAAUGAUUUCCUCA
Macadamia integrifolia is the source of this 1334-nucleotide messenger RNA. RefSeq names its product GDT1-like protein 4. Gene Ontology annotation, biological process: Golgi calcium ion homeostasis; calcium ion transmembrane transport; manganese ion transmembrane transport. Gene Ontology annotation, cellular component: Golgi apparatus. Gene Ontology annotation, molecular function: calcium ion transmembrane transporter activity; manganese ion transmembrane transporter activity. The coding region runs from base 383 to 1282 and encodes 299 amino acids. The transcript is spliced from 10 exons. Lineage: Eukaryota; Viridiplantae; Streptophyta; Magnoliopsida; Proteales; Proteaceae. The record is from RefSeq and is a predicted model, not a curated record.